Molecule: messenger RNA, 1411 nt
Organism: Drosophila rhopaloa
Lineage: Eukaryota; Metazoa; Arthropoda; Insecta; Diptera; Drosophilidae
Exons: 2
Coding region: 198-1205 (335 amino acids)
Source: RefSeq, a predicted model, not a curated record
UUUCUGGGGUUAUGGAACCCAUCAGAUCAGUUUGUACACAAAACAGUGACUGAACAUAUCACAAAAAACCAAAUUCCGAAACACUCCAUCAAAAUUUUGUUGUUCCAGAUCUAGGAUUUAAAGACAGGGCGACCGAGGAUUUCCCCAACUUGAGAUAAUCCCGAGAACCUCAAGCUCUUGUCUUAAAUACAUAAAACAUGGCCGAGAAGAAGACCGAGGAGGAUAACAAAAGUUUGAGGAGCACUGCUAGUAGUUCUUCGAAUCGUCCAAGUCGUUUGGAGGUCCAAAAUCGCAGACAAGAACAGAACAAUGCUCUAAUCGCUCAACUUUACGCCAGUUUGGAGAGCGAACAUCGUAAAUUAAAGGACUUGGAACAGCGCAGAUCGAAGCUAACCGAGGAAAUGAAAAAUCUACGGGCUCUUCUAUUGGCGGAGAAUCAACGGCGCAAACAGACGGUGGCCCUCGUUCCUGGCAAUCCAAUUCCCAGUGGCAGUCAGAUAGCCAAAACUCCUCCCGAAAAAUCGUCCACUUCCAGAGCCGAUUCCAUCAAAUCCGUCAAAUCUAUGCCUUUGGAGCGCAGAGCUUCCACUAAAUCGGUGACGAUUGCCGAACCACCAACUCCAAAUUUGGCCAUUAGCAAAAAACCAAGGGCAAGCAGUGUCCAGAGUUUUCAGAAAAAAGGAAAUCGACGAAGUCUCAAGGCUCCAGCAACCAAAAAUAAACGGAGAAUCACGCUAGGUAACAUAUCCAAUACCAGAGAGGAUAUGUUAAGCAUGACCGACGAAAUAACUUCUGUGGGCUCGAAUUUGCGAACCCUGGAACAUCGAAGAUCCAAUCAAGAGGCUCGAGAAGACAUGGAUGAAGUUUUGGUUUCACUACCGGCACUUUUUACCCUUUUGGAUGCCCAAACAGAGUCAAUUGAUACUCAAAUUGCAGAUCAAAGUUUGGCCAGAGUACCAGCCACCGAAGCACCUCUUAGUCUUUUAAAUUCUGAUCAAGAUCCUAAUUUUUAUCUGCCAAGUGCUAAUUCUUUGUUCCAAGACUUACUGGGAUACUAUUCCACGCCCCCUAUCAGCAUGUCCGCCCCUUUGACGAUCGAUUUGCCAGAAGUAUUACCCUCAAUUGGCAUAAGCGAUUGUUCUGCGAUCGUGGCAGAAGUAGUUGAAAGCGAAACCGAAGCAGAUUUGCAACCCACAAUAUUUUAAUCCUCUUGGAGAUUCUUCUUACUACUACAACGAUCCCUGGAUCUGGCAACAUUAUUUUAAAUAAUACAGACAUGGAAGCCCAAGCAACCGCUUUAAACUGGGGAUAAAACGCAAUAGCUUUGUACAGCCUUUUAUUUAAGUUAUAAAAUCUUUUACAAAAAGUCUUUACAUUUUAAGGACAAAAUUAACUUCAAAUAAAAGGUGAA